[Candida] anglica is the source of this 1029-nucleotide messenger RNA. The record is from the annotation of a GenBank genome assembly. Lineage: Eukaryota; Fungi; Ascomycota; Pichiomycetes; Serinales; Debaryomycetaceae.
AUGUCGUUUUUGAACACCAUAAGGGGGCUAGGCCGUAGUUCGAAGAAAAAUAAGAAAGACUUGGAUGUCCCGACAUCUAUUUACCUGCACCCUAAUUCUUCAGGUUCAACCUUGAGAAGAUCUCAAUCUCCUACAAAGUCUCCAUCCAGACAACGAAAUAAUCAAUACAACAAGAGUCCUACCAAGGCAAGAACACAGUACGCUCAACAGCAGCAUCAACAACAGCAUCAGUUGCUGCUGCAACAGGCACAGCUUCAACAUCAGCAACAAUCACAGCUUCUGUCUACGCCUCUUCUCGAUAGUACCACGGGGUCCAUCAUUCCCGACCAGAGUGGCAGGAAGGGAACAUCAGGGAAUACCACUGCCGCUGUGGGAGGUAAUACCACGUCAUUAGGGAGUAUACCAACUUCAGGGGGCUCUUCUGCCCUACCAGCAGCCACAAAACUACCACUUUUCCUUUGUGAACCAUUUGUGAAAACAGCACUUGUCAAGGGAUCAUUCAAAACAAUCGUUCAACUUCCUAAAUACGUAGAUUAUGGCGAAUGGGUAGCCCUUAACAUCUUUGAACUGUUCAAUAACUUGAACCAGUUCUAUGGAAUCAUAGCGGAGUAUGUGACUCCAGAGGCGUACCCCACCAUGAAUGCCGGCCCAUACACCAACUACAUGUGGGUUGAUGGUUCUGGACAAAUGGUAAAUCUCCCAGCUGGGACUUAUAUCGAUUAUGUCUUGACAUGGAUCAGCAACAAAAUCAACGAUCAAAGCGUAUUCCCAACUAAAAGUGGCGGUGCAUUCCCACCAAAUUUUUUGAAGGAUUGUAAAAACAUUUCACGUCAAAUGUUUCGUAUCUUUGCUCAUAUUUAUCAUAAUCAUUUUGAAAAAAUUGUCCAUUUAUCGUUGGAGGCCCAUUGGAAUUCGUUCUUUUCUCACUUUAUUAGUUUUGUGAAGGAGUUUGGAAUGAUAGAACGUGCCGAAUUGGAUCCUUUGUUGCCGUUGAUCGAGAACUUGGAACAGCAAGGUAAAAUCGUUUGA